AUGAACAACCAAUCCUAAGAAGAACAACAUUUUAUAAACCCCAAAUAUGAUGAAUAAAUAUAUAUGGAUGAUGAAUCGGAAUAUAUGGAACCCCAACUAGAGUUAUUUUUGGAAUCAACACCAGCAGAUUAUAACUUAAAAGGAAUCUCUUAAUAAGAAACUAAAAAGAUAGGAAUUACAAAAGAAUUUCAAAAGAAAAGAGACAUCUAAAAGGGAAUACAAUCUGCAUCAAAGAAAAUCAACAAAAGUACAAAAAAAUUGAACAAGAAUACACCAAAAAUAGAAGAAACCCAAGAAAACCAAAAUUCAAUUGAAAACUACGUACAAAAGUAAUAUUUGAACAUGAGUGUUAAAAUUUUUAGUGAAUUAGAUGAAGAAUUAAGAGGUGAAUUUACUAGCAUAACUGAGGAAAAAGAUUAAAAAUGGCCUACUUUGAUUUGUUGUAAUUAAAUCAUUUUUGGGUAAUGUUAUGAAAGCUUAGAUCCAAAACCCACAAUUGUAUAUUUAAAAAAAUUGAAAUAUAAUGCUGAAUCUGUUAAUUUUAAGUUUAGAAUAAAGUAAUUUAGAGAAAUUUGCCUUGCUGCAAAAGUAGACUAUUAGGCAACAUAACAGUUCAAGGAUAAAGAUUAAAAAGAUAAUUAUGAGAGGAACCUUUAAACCAUAGAGUCUAAACUUUAAGAGCCCAAAAAUUAAGAAGAGAAAGAACUUAAAGAUUAUAUUUCAGCAUUUAGGGAAUUCAUUUUGACUGUUAUUGCUUUGAAAGAAAAUAAGCAUAUCAAAAGAAAGAUAACUUUAAACUAAGAUGACUUUAUAAAUUUAGCUAAAAAUCGAAAUAUGAGUAAAAGACUAGAAUAGGUUUUUAAUAUGAUUGAAAACCCUUAAUCAAAUUUCAAAACUAUUUUCUAAGAAAUUUAACCAAAUGAAAAAAAUUAAUACAAAGAUUUAAACAACAAAAUGUAAUAUUAUGAAUAGUAUAUCAAAAAAUUUCGAAAGAAAAUAACAGAAAAACGAAACACCGAUAAGAAUGAUAUUGAAUAAUUUCAAUAAUAAGUGGAAACUCUAGAAUAGAGUGAAGAGGAUGAAAAGUUUUUUGAUUAUUCUCCUCCUAGAGAAAAUUUUGAGGAGUGA
Molecule: messenger RNA, 1128 nt
Organism: Paramecium sonneborni
Lineage: Eukaryota; Ciliophora; Oligohymenophorea; Peniculida; Parameciidae
Source: the annotation of a GenBank genome assembly